Molecule: messenger RNA, 1531 nt
Organism: Xenopus laevis (African clawed frog)
Lineage: Eukaryota; Metazoa; Chordata; Amphibia; Anura; Pipidae
Gene: tmem37.S
Product: transmembrane protein 37 S homeolog
Exons: 2
Coding region: 145-687 (180 amino acids)
Biological process (GO): calcium ion transmembrane transport; monoatomic ion transmembrane transport
Cellular component (GO): membrane
Molecular function (GO): calcium channel activity; voltage-gated monoatomic ion channel activity
Source: RefSeq, a predicted model, not a curated record
UUCCCUUUGCUCUAAUCCCCUCCCUUUCUGAUCAGAGUCGCUGAUUCAGCAGGAUCCGGGCACCCGGCCCACAUAACGUGACUUAUACUCGGCUACUUUCCCUCAUGCCCCGCAUGGGACGUUACUCUGGAACAGCGCACAGCCAUGGCAGCUAUAGGGGUGCAGGCACAGAAGCCCCACCAUCACCAUCGCAACAUGUUCUUCGAGAUGUUCCUGCGGGUACUGAUCACAGUCAGUUCUGCCCUGGCCAUUAUCCUUUCCUCCAUUUCCGUGUGUGAUGGCCAGUGGAUCUCAACCCCAGAGGAGACAGUUUUCGGGGUUUGGGACACUUGCCAGAAAGGUUCCAUCCAAUGCAGUGAAGAAAUGGCCUGGCUAAGCCAACACAUGGUGCUGGUCCGUACCACUGUGUCUUUGGCGGUGGUGGUGGCCAUUUUUGGCCUACAGUUGCUGAUGGUCUCCCAGCUGUGUGAAGAUGGUCACUCCCAUAAGAAGUGGAACAUGGGAUCAGUCCUACUGGUCAUCUCCUUCUUCCUGUCCUCUACGGGCACCCUGACUUACAUCAUCCUACUGAAGGACUUUACUGGCCUUGGCUCCUUCACUCUACUCUUCUGGUGCCAGUUUGUGGGGGUAUUUCUGUUCUUCCUGAAUGGAAUCAGUGGCAUUUACCUCAGCCGCCUGACAGCAUGAGCCCUGGAACAGUGCCACGCUACUGCUCUGUAGUGGGGGCUAUGUAUAUCAUUGCUGUGGGACUGCUAUAUAGCAUUGCAGUGGGGGACCACAAUACAGCACUGUCAUGGUGCACCAUAAAACACUGUUGUGGGGGGCACUUUAGCACUGUGAUGGCAGCCACUAUAUCGAACUGCAAUAGGAGCCACAGCGAGGGCCUCCAAGUAGUAAUGCAGUGGCAGCCACAACCUAACACUGCAGUGCGGGCCACAAUGUAGCAUUGCUAUGGAAUCACUAUAUAGCAGGGGUGCCCAAAAGGUAGAUUGGGAUCGAACAAUAGACCUUUAGCUGGUGAUCAGUAGAUCUCAAGUCACUGUCCACAAACAGCUUGUCUAAAUCACCCUCCUAUUUCAUGCUUUUCAUUCAAUUAUUACUUUAAGGUCACAUAAGAAAUAGUUGUUUGUUAGAUAUAGCAAUAUACAUUUUUCUCAUAAAUCAAUAUUUAGUAUCUUCAUAGUGCAGAAAGCAAACACCUUUUUAUGGAAGUAGAUCAUAAUGGGACAACAUCACUAAAAGUAGACCUGGCAUUAGUAAAGUAUGGGCAUUACUGCUAUAUAGCAAUGGUUCCAUAGCUGCUCAGCCUGCAAAAAUAGUGUCUGGAAUGAAUAAAAUAGUCAUUCUCUCCCUUUCCUGUGGUAAUCCGGAUACCCACCAGUGCUAGGGUCAUUAGGCCAGCCAUUGUAUGCAGAAUAGGAUUUUUGUGUAUGGUUUCUUACCUUUUUUAUGAGAGAGCGAUGUUAUGAGAGAGUCCGCUCUUGUGGCCAGUUACAUGCUAACUGGGUGAAUAAAAAUUGCUGUGAUUCUA